Molecule: messenger RNA, 3219 nt
Organism: Melanotaenia boesemani (Boeseman's rainbowfish)
Lineage: Eukaryota; Metazoa; Chordata; Actinopteri; Atheriniformes; Melanotaeniidae
Gene: akap10
Product: A kinase (PRKA) anchor protein 10
Exons: 15
Coding region: 193-2043 (616 amino acids)
Biological process (GO): intracellular protein localization
Cellular component (GO): plasma membrane
Molecular function (GO): protein kinase A binding
Source: RefSeq, a predicted model, not a curated record
UUGACAAUAUGGCGGCCGAACGGGGUUUGGAUUUGGAGAAAUUUUUGGUUUGACAGCACUGACCGGGGGAUACGAAAAUAACUUAUUUCCACUUCGGGAGUGAACAGAACAGAUGCAUUUGAAUGAAGGCACCCGAGAAUCCUCAGGACGGUGAUAGUGAGAAGAGGAAACGUCCAGAGUGUGAAACCCGUCAUGUCGUUUUUUAAGAGGAAAGCCAAAAGCAAGGAACCUGAGAACGUGACCGAUGCUAAAGUCAACAGAACUCCAGUCAGCCCUCACUCUCUAUCGCCUGGACUGAGGAACCACAAUGCCAUCCAGGAAGCUGCUGGGCCCAGCCAUGUGGCCAUCAACGCUAUAUCUGCCAACAUGGACUCUUUCGCUCGCGGCCGCACCGCCAUCCUCAAGAAGCAGCCGAGCCACAUGGAGGCGGCGCACUUUGGAGACCUUGGUCAUUCCAGUGUGAACUAUCAGCCACAGGAGACCCGCUCUCGACUCUGCAAGACAGUGGAUCAGGUCCUUCGAGACAAUAUGGCAAUGCCACACUAUAUGCAUUUCAUGGAGCAACAAGGUGCUGACCACCUGGUUCGGUUCUGGCUGGAGGCUGAGAGCUUCCGCUCUACCAGCUGGUCGCGUGUCAGAGCACACAGCCUCAACUCCGUCAAACACAGCUCGUUGGCCGAGCCGGUGCCCAUCUCUCCAGAUAGCUCAGAGCUCCGAGAAGUUGCCCCAGGCUCGCCCAGCGUCCUAUCCCAGAUCAGUAGCAGCGAAGGAGUCACAGCGCUGUCGGAUCGACGGGGCUCCUCCAGCACAGAUGAAAGCCUCAGACCCAGCACGCCUCGAGCAGAGACACCCAGCAGGCAGGCGCCUUCCAGGACAGGAACUCCCUGCAAGGGGCAGCCAAACAGUAGUCUGCGAGACCUCUCUGAUAAACUCAUGAAAAGUAUAGAAAAGGAUGCUGUUACCAUCUUCACCAAGUACGUCUCUCCAGAUGCCGCGAGGCCCAUCCCCAUCACAGAACAGAUCAGAAAUGACAUAGUCGCUAAAAUUUGUGGAGAAGACGGGAUGGUGGACCCAAACUGCUUUGUCAUUGCACAGUCGGUAGUCCUCACCAUAUUGGAACAACAGCACUUUAUGGAAUUCCUGCGGAGCCAUCAUUUCUGUAAAUACCAGAUUGAAGUGUUGACUAGUGGCUCUGUGUUCCUGGCUGACAUCUUGUUCAGUGAGUCGGCUCUCUUCUACUUCUCGGAGUACAUGGAGAAGGAAGAGGCGAUGAAUGUAUUGCAGUUCUGGUUGGCAGCAGACAAUUUCCAGAACCAGCUAGCAGCUAAAAGGGGCCAGUAUGACGGCCAGGAGGCUCAAAAUGAUGCAAUGAUCCUCUAUGACAAGUAUUUCUCACUCCAGGCCACCAACCCUCUGGGCUUUGGCGACUCUGUGCGGAUGGAGAUAGAGUCAAAUAUCUGCCGAGAAGGAGGGCCUCUCCCCGAGUGUUUCACCACUCCACUCAGACAGGCCUGGACGACCAUGGAGAAGGUCUACAUGCCCGGAUUCCUGUCGAGCAACCUUUAUUACAAAUACUUGAGCGACCUCAUCAAUUCGGUGCGAGCAGAUGAGUUUGUGAAUGUCAGCAGCCAGGGUCAGGGCGGUCCGAUGGACAAUGACCGCUCGAGUUCAAAUGCCAGCGAGGGCUCUCAGACUCAGCAGGGUUCCAAAAAAACGUUGAUUAAGAUCUUGAAGAACUUUGACGAGGCGAUCACGGUGGACGUUGCCAGUCUGGACCCCGAGUCCUUGUACCAGCGGCCCUAUGCUGGAAAGAUGACUUUUGGGAAGGUAAAUGAGCUGGGCCAGUUUAUCAGGGAGGCAGAGCCAGAGCCAGAUGUGAAGAAAUCCAAAGGUUCCAUGUUUUCUCAAGCCAUGAAGAAAUGGGUUCAAGGCAACUCGGAUGAGGCUCAGGAGGAGAUGGCGUGGCAGAUUGCAAAGAUGAUUGUUAAUGAUGUUGUCCACCAGUCAAACCAUAGCAGCCCUGGCAAAUCCACCAAGUUAUGACCCCACUGAGGAACCAAAGGAGCGUCACUCCCUGCAGACACAGGCCAAGCCGGGGACAAACUGUACUCAAGGCUCACAGUGCAAUGAUCUGCAUCACUCUUGAAGACGAACACAGCAUUUUUAUCACCUCCCUAACUAGUCUGUGUGUGUGUGUGUGUGUGGCUGUAUGCUUGGGUGAAUGAUUGUUCACGCAUGGACCAAUAGAAAAACUUGAAGUACAUCUUCCAGCUCUGUAACACUAUAAAGGUACACGUGUAGUCGCCAAAAGUAAAUCAAGUGCUUGCAUCAAAACGGAGAAAGUUACUCGUGUGGGUGAAAACUUUCAAGAUGUUUUCAGAAGAAAACCGGCACAGAGAACAAAAAGCAGCAGCAGCAGCAUGUCAGGACUAUCAGUGCUUCACCUGUCUGAUCCCGGAUGUGUCAAAGACUGAAUUAAGCUCGAUCCCUCACGAUCGUUACACUCCUCCCCCCCAAACCUUUUAUAACCAUUCCUUGUUUUUAGAUGAAACUCUCUCCUUGGAGUCCGCAACUUAGAUGCCACUUGGAUCGGUUUGGAGUGUUGUACAGUUUUCGCUUACAUGUCCCUUCCUAAUCCAGCUGGAGUGGUUUUGUCAGCCAUUCAGUGAUGUCAGCUUUCCUACUCCAUAAAAGACCUGGUUAAAAAAAAAAAAAAAAAAGACAGUGAAACAGAUAAAGAGCGGAAUCGUUCUUGGACAGGUGGAUCAUCUUUGUGUAUAUCAAGGCACCUUUACAGAGCGUAGAAUAAAUACUCCGUAAUGAACUUAAAGUGCUCCACUUGUGUUGGAAAACUCCAGACAUUGUGUCCUAGAGACUAUACAUAUAUAUAAAUAUAUAUAUAUAUACAGUAUAUAUAGAUUUUCUGGUUUAUCCCAUACAUUAAUGUUUGUCUUUUUUAAUGGUGGUCUUAGUUUUUUUUUUUUUUUUUUUUUUAAUACAUCACUGAAACAAACCCCAGCAUUGAUAGAUCCUUAAACUGGAAAAUGUGUUCAGUAAAUUUAAAUUUUAUUUCUUUUGAGCCUUACCAAGAUAUGGAAAGGAACCAGAAAGACUUUUGGUACUAUGUACCACUAAUGUUUUCUGACUUGUACGUAUGUGUACUUGAUCUAUAAUAUAUUUAAACUGUGUCUGAUUUAAAUACAAAUAUAAUGAAGUGUU